Molecule: messenger RNA, 8484 nt
Organism: Xyrichtys novacula (pearly razorfish)
Lineage: Eukaryota; Metazoa; Chordata; Actinopteri; Labriformes; Labridae
Source: the annotation of a GenBank genome assembly
CCUUGGUUCCUUCCGUAGUCUGCGAGAAAACAUGGCUUCACACACAACUAAGGCAUUUUUGACUCUAGGUCGAAUAAAUGUUACCGGUUUUGGACUGCAUAAUUCAGUAAGUAGGGUCACAUAUGCAACGGCUGUAUCGGAAACGCCUUUUAGAAGGAAUAACGGUGAGUUACUCUGUAUCUGUUUAACUGUUUACGAAGAUUUAAAAUAAUAGCUGCAGGCUAAGCUAAGUGCUAAAAUGCUGUCAUCGAGGCCAGUGCACUAUCCCCUAUCCUUAAACAGAAACGUUUAAUAUAGUAUUGAGUGUUUAAACGAGGCCAGUAGCAGUGUUUCCAUAGAUGGGACUAAGGAGUAAGGAGUGAUGUGACUGAGUUUCUUUUUCAAAUCGUCUCAAUAAAGCCCUGUUUUUUAAUAAGCUGAUCAAAAUAGUAAAUAUUCAUUGCGCAUCUGAUGUUUGACAUGUCUUUUAUUUUGAAAAAAAGCUCAUUUUUUAAAUGCAUAUAUUUCUAAUUUUUUAUACACCAUAUGAAAAAGUAAAAAUACAUAUGUUUGACACUUUCUCAACAGGUAAAAAAGAGCUUAAUAUUUAAAAAAUAGACUUGGUGGUUUCCUUUCGAGAUUAAAAAGUACAACAAACACAUCAGCAGUUAUAGGUUAAACAUUCAGAACAGAGGAGAAAAUGCUAAUUCAGCUGUUAAAGUUUUUUAUUUUGUUAAUCAGAACAAACUUUAGGAUAAAGUAAAGAAGAUACAACAAAAACAAAAACCUUUAACACACUCAAAACAAAAACUAUACGUUCUCCCAAACAAACUCAAAGAAAGCCAGAGAAACAGUAACAACAUUGUGGCUUUUAGGUCUUUUUUUUACGAAUUAUACAAUAUAAAAAGCUGUCACAACACAGUGAAGGAUAUUUUCACUUAAAAAACUGUUUUUGUGUGGCUCAUGUUAACCAUUUCCAGGGAACCCGGGGGGAGAUGAAAGACCAUUUUUCAGAAAACCCAAAAGAGAAGUAAGUGUGCAGCUUUAUGUCUGUUUUUUUUUUUUUUUUAAUACAAAAAAAGUGUAAAAAUAUUUAUUUUUUUGGCAAGAUACUUAACAACAUAGUGAAAGAAGAUCUAUGUGAAACAGGCUGCUUUUCUCUGUCAACUGUCUUGAUAACCUGACACGUUUCCAGGGAAAAGAAGGGUAACUUUGUCUCCUGUGUUUUCUAUCAGCCCGGGGAGCCAAGGACAGAAAAGAUGCUGGUGGAUCAGGACUGGACUUCUGUCUAUCCUGCAGCAGCCCCUUUUAGACCAAACGCUGUCCCGCUGCCUGUGAGGAUGGGCUACCCUAUGAAGAGAGGCGUUCCUCCAGAGAAGAAGGGAAACUUGGAGCUGAUCAAGGUCAGAACUUUUUCCCUUUACGGGGCCACAACAUGAUGGCACUUCUAAAACCAAAUGUAAUCAUUAAAAUGUGGCACAGUGUGGACUCAAACAGGCCAACUGCAACAGCCUAGUUCUCAGGAUGACCAGUUUAGUAACUUGUUGCCAGCUUGUGCUCUUGAGAUAUAGCUGAAUGGCUCUGUAGACUCCGGAUCGGUUCCCGGAUUAUGGAGCUGCUGUUUCCAGACACCAGCUGCUCAAUCUGGACUUCAGCCACCUGCAGAUCCCCUAUUUCAGCUGUUACAGCUGGAGCUCUGCUGUCUAGCCCAACAACACUGAUGUUGCUCUUUCCAUCUUCUAUGUAGAGCUGAAUGCUUUAGAUCUCUUGCUUCUGGUUUUGUGCUCAAAUUCUACAUUUUAGAUGUCUUGAUUUGGACACCUGUGAAAAUUUGAAUUUAUUCUCACACAAGUAUGAAUUAUAGGACUAUUUCCAUGGUUUCCUUGUUUCCUAUGAUAAACUGUUCCUUCAAAUGACAGUGUCCUGACACCUUGCAUCAAAAGACUCCUUUAAACAAAAGUUAUAGAAGUUUUGUGAUGUGAGAUCCGCCACAAGUAUUAGAUGAUUCUCUUUAGUAUUUAUCUUUCUAUUUUAUUCUUAUACAUAUGUUUUAUUUUACUGUUCUGUAGAAUACUUGUCUUGUAUAUGUAGUACCUUCUUUCUUACAACUAUUUAUACUUUCACUACCUUAUUUUUUUACUUGUCUAUUGCACUGGAAAAGGAGAAGCUCUCCAAUUUUGUUGUACUUUCAGUAUGAUGACAAUAAAGGACAUUCUGAUUCUGGUUCUGAUGAUCUAUAAACUAUCUAUAAAUUUACUCUGAAAUAAACUGAUCAACACUGUUGAUUCAGAAACUAUCCAGUGAUGGGUAUAAGGCUUUAAGGAAUCAAGUGUGCAGAAGAAGUGGCUCUUAAUUUCUUCAGAAAAGGGGAAAAUGCUCGAGAUUGGGAUCAUGUGCACAUAUUUUUAUGCAUCUUAGAUAUUACAUCAUCAGUUGUGCAUCUUAGCAUUCCUGUAAUCUCUUUUUUUAAUCUCUUUCAGAUACCGAACUUUCUGCAUUUGACACCAGCAGCCAUCAAGAAACACUGUGAAGUUCUGAAACGUAAUUUCUUUUUUUAAUCAUAACUUGGCUGCAGUUUAAUGAUUAUUGCAACACAAAAAUUCAAAGACUUGUUUGGGAGGUUUAAAAAGUUCUUUCUGUGCUUUUAGCGUUCUGUACAGAGUGGCCAUCUGCCCUGGACUCUGACGCCAAAUGUGACGAGCACUUUCCCAUCAAAGUAGAAAGCACAGACUACGUGUCAGCCGGCCCAUCUGUCAGAAACCCGUCGGCUCGCAUUGUUCAUCUCAGAGUGAGUUCACCUGGUUUUUGACCUCGGCUUUUUACCUGAUGGUCUUAGCUUUAGCUGUGUUCCACGGAUGUAUAGAAAGUGGGAAUUGGAGAAACCCGACAUGGAAAAUGAGAUUAGAGAUUUGCAGGGAUGCAUAAUCACCAGCUGACAUCAUGUCCCUCUGACUUAUCCAGAGACGUUCAUUGUCCAGUGACCUGAAACCUAAGAAAUGAUGCCACCAAGUCUGCAGAGAGAUUAUACAGAUUUAGAUAUCUUUUAUGCAUCAUGAUGAAGCUCUGCUGAUGUCCUCUUUCUAAUUAAAGCCUCAAUUAUUUUUUGGAAUUUGUUCAUUUCAUUAAAACUUAUUAAAUUAUACGAUACAAGUAACAAAACUUGUUACCAUCACCAUAUUUGUUGUUACAUUUUGAUAUUCUUCUUAAUCCCUUCACCACUGCAGCCAUCACUAAUCCAUCAAUAUACAAUCCUCCUCACGGAGCUGAGCCAUAAAUGGAAACAUAAAACAACACAUGACGUCCACAACCCAUCCAUAAGAAGAUUUACACUCUAGGUUCUGUCUACGAAUCUAGGAAAAGGCAUCAAGGAAAAACUCAGAGUCCUCUGUGUGAGGAUGUUGUUUAUGGUUCGACAGACGACUUCAUAUGUUUACACAGAUUAAUUUAACUGCUGUGUUAUUUGCACAGUUGUAAAAAUAAAUGUUUCCUAAAUGCAGAAAAAAAUUCAAACUGCCUUUUGACAAACUUGUCAUCCCUGCAGGUGAAAAUGUGUAAUUUUUUUUUUAUCAUCCACCAUGAGCCAUCUGCUCCACUGACACUUUGCCUUAGAUUAUAUCAGCAUGGGAGGAAUUAUCCAGACAUUAAUCCAGGUGGAUUAGUCUGAAAGACAGAUUGGAGCGCAAAUCUCGCACAAUUAGGUUCCAAAUCCAAAGCAAGUGGAACAAGACUGUUUUUAGCACGACAAAAAAUGUCAACUAAAAUUCAUUCAGCUUUUAAGUGAUGCUUUUAUGUAGCAGGUUUAGUUUAGUUGAUUUCUGACGGGGUGGGAGUUGUCCAGAAGUUUAGGGAGAAAGUCUAGGGCAUGUGACUCCAGAGUCAAGAGUUAUAUUAUCUUACCUUUAUGUUGUUUGUGCAUGAGGUUUAGUUAAAAAAUACACUCUGACAUCUAAACUGUGUUUUCUAUGGGUGCUUUUGACUGCCUUUUAAAUAUAUAUAUCUAAUCCAUGGGAAAAAAAAACAAUCAAGGAAUAAUCUUCUCCUUUUUAUCUUUCCAUUGCGCAAGAGACUUAAAGGUAUCCCCGGACCAUAGCAUCAACUCUAUGAUUUCAUCUACAGGAAGCGUACAUUUUUAAUCUGCACUCUCAGAGAUUUGUAUUCGUUGAAAACAAACGAUGCUCUUACUUUGAGCAGGAAUGACAGCCAGGGUAUCUGCAGGGUCUUAAAAAGUCUUGAAACGCAGCCGAGCGGGUUAGUGCGCACCACAUAUGAGUACCACAGUCCCUGCAGCGGUCGCGGGUUUGAGCCUGACCCCAACCUUGUGUUGCAUGUCCUCCCCCUCUCUCUAUCUCCCCAUAUUUUCACACUGUCCUAUCCAUAAAGGCAAUACAAUAAUUAAAAUUUAAGGCCUUAAAAUGUCUAAAAUUCUCUUAAAAUGUCAUAAAAUGUCUCAUACAAUUUUGAAGCUCUUAAAAAUGUUUUAACUCUGCUUACAAAUAAAUAACGUGCCAUAGGAAUAAAGAUUGGCUUGAAGUAAUGUAAAAUUUUCCGAUUUCCUUAAUGUCUUUUGUACUUUUUUUGCCUGUUUGGAUGUUAAAUGGGUCAUAAAUUGUAUUCACUAUGGUCUUUAAAAAAUCUUAAAGUUUAAAAUUCGACUUGCAGAGACCCUGGACAGCACACUCUCAUGAGGUUUUCCAUCUUUUUUUUGCAUCCCUCUUUCCUGUCUUUCAAACUGCUGUCUGUCACAUGGUUGUUGAAAAUCAUCAUUGCUCUUUUAGGUGAAAUUGUCAAGUCUCAACCUAGAUGAACACGCACGUAAGAAACUGCUCAAACUCGCUGGGGAAAGAUACGACAAACAGACUGAUACCCUCACCAUCAAAACGGACAGGUAGACACUCCUUCCUCAGGGAUAAUCGUGGAUAGUGAUCAUGAGGCGAUAAUACAAAUGCACUAAACUCCCUUCUUCUUUGUCUCAGCUGCCCAAUGAGAAAGCAGAACCAGGACUAUGCCAUGUACCUGCUGACUGUCCUUUACCACGAGUCCUGGGUGAGUUUCUUUUCUUUCUUUUUAGUCCCACAAACGGAUUUUUGUCUAACCUUAAUAUGAACAAGUUGAACAAACAAAGCUACGAGAUGGAAAAAAACACUGACGCCUCCUCGAAAGCCAGUCGAAUGUGACUCUCAGACUAUUCCUCACCAUGACAUUCAGAGAGCCCGCCUGACUCCUCCACCAUGGCUGACAUUUGUUACAAGAGCGAACAGAAAAAAGUCACUGGUCUCCUUUUAACUUAAGCCUUUUGUUCUCUUCCAUCUUUUGAUCCAUAUCUCUUCAUAUCUGGUUACUCUCUGGCGUUUCUUGUGGGGACAACCUGUUACCAGUUAAAAUCACAUAAACUGACACAAUAUGAAAGGCAAUCACAGGGCCCUCAUUAACUUCAUGACAUCAUGUAUAAAUCAUGCUAUGUGGUAUAUUUUCAUUGUGGCGUUAUUACCUACUCUGAUAUGGCAAAAAUUCAUGGCAUAGAAAAGUCGUUUUAGCGUGUAUUGGGGAAAAACUGUGUCAUCAUAUUUUUGCCAGCUGAAGAGAGACUGGAAAUGUCCAGGUCAGGGUCAUGGCUGGGAAUUAAACCAGCAUCAGGCACUACAGCCUCUGUAUGUGGGGUGCUUGGACCACUGGGCCAUCAGCACAAAAAUUUUUCAUUUUCAAUAGAGACCGGACUUGGUUGCAUGGCAACAGUAGAUAAGUCUCCUAAAGUGCUUGGUUUCAGGAUGCUGGGGGACCUUUGGACAAAGCUGUCUUUUAUCAUUUUGCCCUCAACAUGCUGUAGUAGUUUAGUUUGACAAAAAGUUCUGUCCUUUGGAUUUCUUUUUCGGUGCUAAUUUAACGCAGAAUUUAAAAAUAGGGCUUUUUCUGCAGCUUCCCCACUGACACCUACCCCCUCGCAGCAGUUUCAAGCAUUGAAAAUAACAAUAUAAAAAUGAUCAUUCUUGUCGCUGAUGGUCUUGUUUGCUUUUGCAAAGUGUAAGAGGACAUCAAUAUAAAAUUCAGUCGAGUUUAGACAUGUCAAAAGUCUCCAGACAGGAGCUUGACAUUAACAACAGCAAAUGUGCCACAUUAUACAGACGGUUACUGGCAGCCUGUAGUAACACGACCAAAAUAUUUGAUUCAAAUCUAAGUCCCGCCUCUGACAAGGCUAACAGCCAAUUAAAGUUUGGAAUUCUGGGUGGGCAGAUGGGGCCGGGGCCACCUCAUGGAUCCGCCCCUGCCUCACAGGUUUAAAAUGAGUCACUAUCAUUUAAAUGCUCAACUUGGAUGACAUUUAAUCAUAGUCUGAGCUGCGGUCCAGUACCUUUCCACUUAAAAAUCUCGCUCUGUGAUCUGAGAGGCUGAGCCCAUUAGGAAGGUAUCGGCCUUGAAUGGGCAGAGGGACAGCAAACAGCAGCAUUGUCCAGUUGACAUUUCCUCACUGAUGAGGUGGAAACAGGCUCCCUUCUGAAGUGUUGACCCUGAUACUCAUUCACAGUAAGCCAACCAUGCCACCUCAGAGAAGCCUGCCACCGGGUCAUAACCUGAGGCGUUACUCAUACAGCCAGUCACAGAAAAGAAAAUGACUCUCCCUAUUUUGCAACCUGUGCCUGUGGGAGCGAUUCCCGACAUUGCUUCAAAAAAGAUUCAAAAAGAUCAUUUGGGAAAGGCGUCCAAGCCAAUGAGCAGAACGUUGUCCACUGCCCUUUUGGACACACAAUGGAAAGCACAGUGCUUGUCAAGGAGCCUGUAAGAGCGGUGUAACGUUCAGGUCGUAACGCUAGCCCACAAUGAGGCUUAUUGUUAGCAGCCACUGAGGUGAUUUUAUCUACCCACUCAGGGAGAUGGACCCACUCUGUUAAUUCUAGUGUGCUCUAAUCCAGGCCAGCUCUGCUCAAAGAUGCUUCAGGCAUGGAGGGAAGUUCACCACUAGAGGCAGUCAGGCUGUUUUUGCCUCUCACCAAACACCUGUCCUUUCCCUGAACUGAAAAUGUAAACGUUACUUCGCUUGUACUGGAGUUGUUCUGGAAAACAGGUGGCCGUUUGUUUCCCAUAAAGAUAUCAAAUAUUCUGUUUGUCAACCAAACCGCUCGGUGAUGGAUGUGAUAGCAGACAUGCGAGGCUACUGCCAACACUUGUGCAUUAAUUGUACAUACUAUAGUGAAGGAAAACAGCUGUAACUCUGUCAAUGACAUGCAAGUUGUCCUGUUUGGACAGUAGAGCUUUUUGCAAAGACUCGACUCACCCUCUAAAAAUCUGAUUUAACAAACUCAACAGAACUUGAACCUUAAAGGACUGUGCUCAUGCUUUCACUUAAGUGUUUACACUUUUUACAGCUGUAGAUCAGAGGAUUAAGAAAAAAAAAAAAAACAAUUGAGGUUUUUACAACAGAGUAUUAGGGCCACAUUAAGAAACAAAAAAGACUUCAAGGUUAAAGUCGUUAACUUACAGAUGAACAUUUAUCAUCUCUCUUCAGCUUUCCUGUCUGAUACAGGGAAAAGGGAAAAUAACUUAAAAAGAAGCCAUAAAAAAAGUUGUUUAUCUGUCUGCUGCUCCUCAGUGGACUCGCCCCAGACGGGAUCCUCUGUGGGUCAGAUAUGUAUAGCAGUAAUGAUGGUCAUUAACCUCAAACACCUGGAGGGUAGGGGGGUGAAAGCUGCUCGGCCAUAAGCUGCAGCACAGUGGGCCGUAUUGUUCUCGAGUAAACGUGAUGACAGCACAGACAGGCAGUGGACAUAUGGAGAAAUACUAUCUCUGUGAGAGGAGCAUCAAAGAACUGAAGGACCCCCAUAUUUUACAACUGUUGCAAUCCAGGAGCAGAGCUUUAAAAAGGAACGUGAGCAUGCAUUCAUAGUAAAGUGUGAUGGAAUUGCCUAUGUGUGCAGUCUGCUUUCAAAGACGACAAAUAAGUCUUGUGUCUUCUACGCCCUCAGAAAACCGAGGCUUGGGAGGCUGAGAAGACCGUAGCAGACAUGGAGGAGUACAGCUGGGAGGACAGCCCGUCCCAAAACAACAUCCUGGACGUUUUAGUGCGAAUGAAAGUGACCGGCGAAGGAGAGGGCGAGGAAGUGCGAGAGCAGCUACUGGGGAGAAAAGAAGUGCAAGAGUACAAGGACUCUGUUACGAGGUUGAAGAACGAGGGGGAGAGCGAGAGCAACAUGCAGCUGUACAAAGAGGCUGUGAAGAAAGUGUUGAACCUGUAAUCGAGCUACAUGUGCAAUUGUAUUUACCAGAUGGUGACAAAGAAGGUCCACAGUUACAGUUUUGAAUACUUCUACAUCAUUUUGGAGUCAAUCACACAUAAUCUGUUCCAACAUGUGUCUGAAUAUUUCAACUGUCAAGGCUCACAACUACUGUAUUUAUAUGUACUGCUAUAACAGCUGUAUAAUGAUGUCUUUAUACAAAAAUAAAAGUCUAAUGUAUCCUCUUUGGAGUUCACACCAUAGUUAAAAGCUUUUACGUAAUAAAAGCCUCAUUCAGUUA